AUGAGUCAAGACCAGAUACUACCUCAGCCAAGCCUAAGUGGACCCAGUCAAAUUUUCCCGAACAUCCCAGAGCCGGCGGGAUCGGUGGAUGGUGUAGCAGUUGAGGAUAUAACUUCUUCUCUAAGCCUGAGUAGAACGUUGACCUAUCUGAAUGACCCGGAGAAUAUUUAUGGACAGCCUCCGACUCCUCGAGACUCUGAAUUCGAUCGAGAGGAGGCUACUAUAGACCUCCAAGCUAUAAAUUGGGAGCAUCAUGGCGUGCAAUGGGUUUCUGCCAAGACCGGCACCACUCGCUUCUACGAAGUGGCGCAGGGACUGGUCAUGGGUUGGACGAAAAAAUUGACGCUGGCCUCGGACAAGAUUCGUGAAAGAUACCCGGAGCCAAGUGUUGAAAAUGCUUGGAAAUAUGUAACAGCUUAUUUUGAGAACUCGCGAGCUAGUGUUUUCGGUGUUGUUAAGCGCUCAAAUUUUGAGAGUCGACUUCGUGUUCAUUUCCAGAAUCCCAACAGGCCUAACGAGGACGUUGCUUGGUAUGCUUUGCGGAACGCAGUAUAUGCAUUAGGGCGUCGACUCGUGGCAUCAAUGGACGAAACUGUGGACUUCGCAGAAAUCCAGUCGGAGUCAUUGGGAUUCUUUCACAACGCCUUCUUCGUUUUUUCAGAGCUUCUAUUUAGGCCUAGUGGGCUAAUGACCGUACAGGCACUGGUCGUGAUGACUUCUUUCGCCGAGCUUUUAGGAAGCCCGGCCGUCGAGUACAUGCUCUGUGCAUCGGCAGUUAGACUCGCACAAUCAAAGGGUCUUCACCGACAGUCAUCAAAGGCAUGGAAUCUUCCAAGGUCAGAGAUAAUACACAGAAAUUGGAUAUUUUGGGCGGCAUACUUCUACGACAAGAAUAUUGCCUUGCGAUCGGGUCGUCCAUCAGCGGUCGACGACGACGAAAUAAGCUGCGAGAUACCUAGUGAGCUUCCCGAUGGAACACGCUCGAAUCUGCGCCAAGAUAAGUAA
Molecule: messenger RNA, 1005 nt
Organism: Penicillium odoratum
Lineage: Eukaryota; Fungi; Ascomycota; Eurotiomycetes; Eurotiales; Aspergillaceae
Product: fungal specific transcription factor domain-containing protein
Exons: 7
Coding region: 1-1005 (334 amino acids)
Biological process (GO): DNA-templated transcription
Molecular function (GO): zinc ion binding; DNA binding
Source: RefSeq, a predicted model, not a curated record